AUAUCAUUCAGUGAUACUCCUUGUUAUUCUCUUGACAGGCUGCUGAUACCCUUGCUGUGAGGCAGAAGAGAAGGAUCUAUGAUAUCACCAACGUUUUGGAGGGAAUUGAUCUCAUUGAGAAGAAGUCAAAAAACAGCAUUCAGUGGAAAGGAGUAGGUGCUGGCUGCAAUACAAAAGAAGUCAUAGACAGGCUGAGGUAUCUGGAAGCUGAAAUUGAAGAUCUAGAGCUAAAAGAAAAGGAACUGGAUCAGCAGAAACUGUGGCUUCAGCAAAGCAUCAAGAAUGUAAUGGAUGAUUCCACAAACCACCAAUUUUCAUAUGUCACCCAUGAAGAUAUCUGCAGCUGCUUCAACGGGGACACACUUCUAGCAAUUCAAGCACCUUGUGGUACACAGUUAGAAGUACCUAUACCCGAAAUGGGACAGAAUGGACAGAAGAAAUACCAGAUCAAUCUUAAAAGUAGUUCAGGACCUAUCCAUGUGCUGCUUAUAAAUAAAGAAUCAAACUCCUCCAAGCCCAUGGUGUUUCCAGUUCCUCCGCCCGAUGACCUCGCACAGCCCCCAACUCAACCUGCAGCUCCAGCGACACCCCUGAAACCUUCCACAGCUCCUCAGAACCCACCAGAGCACCCACCAGAGCUGAACCAAGGACAAGAGUUACCACAAACACCAGUCGCAGACGCUCCCUCAGAGGGCAGCGAGCAGCAGGAGAGCAGGACCCCAGCAGCUCCUUACUCCAGCCUUGCGGGGUCGGAGCUGUACCCCAGCCUCCCGGGGGAUGUCCCCCACGGAACAGCCAGCUCAACUGACUACCAGGGCCUGCUGCCCCUGGAUGUCAACUCUAUCCUCAAGCCCAACUCAUUCGACGGAGCCAAGAUGGAGGAGCCCACAGGAAACAUCAGUGGGGAUAUCAUUGAUGAGCUCAUGUCUUCUGACGUUUUUCCUCUCUUACGACUCUCUCCUACUCCCGGAGAUGACUACAACUUUAACCUGGAUGAUAAUGAAGGAGUCUGUGAUCUCUUUGAUGUGCAGAUACUAAAUUAUUAGAAAUUGUGUCAACCGGACUACUUAUCUACCUCUAACAUUCUAGACUUCUUCAUAACCUAAGUAUUUGAAUAAUGAAUGUAUAACUUCUUAGUUCACUGACUCUGGGAGUGUAUUUCCUUUUGCUUCCUUUACUUCACAAAACAAAUUCAACAACCAGAAAAAAAAAGGGCUUUUAUCAAAAAUUCUGGCACGAUUUUUCACCUGAUUAUCCUCUGUGUGAUCUAUUUGGAGUUUUCUUUAGUAAGAAAAGUAAAAAUGCUUUAUAGCCUCUUCAUCAUUUUUAAAAAAAAAUGAUUAGGCUUCUUGCUCACAGUUAACAGCGUUUUCUUUGAAGCUUUACUGCCAAGAAGCUUUCUAUUUUUUUUUAACCUUUUAAUCAAUUUUGAAGCUUUCACUGCCAAGCUGAAAAGUGAAGGAUAUCAACUCAAGUUACUCUAAAUUGUUUCAGUGAACCAAUUUUGUGAAGUGCCUUCUGUUUUAGCACUUUAAGUUUCUCACACUGACUUCUGACAUUCCACUUUCCUAGGUGAUAGGAAAGGUCUGUUUGUAGUUUGUAUUAAAGUGUGCCAAUACUUGUAUAUUAACAAGAUUUUUUUAAUAAAAUUGUACAAACAAA
Calidris pugnax (ruff) is the source of this 1662-nucleotide messenger RNA. It is a transcript of the gene E2F5, whose product is annotated as E2F transcription factor 5, p130-binding. Gene Ontology annotation, molecular function: RNA polymerase II cis-regulatory region sequence-specific DNA binding; DNA-binding transcription factor activity, RNA polymerase II-specific; protein dimerization activity. The record is from RefSeq and is a predicted model, not a curated record. The coding region runs from base 288 to 1046 and encodes 252 amino acids. Gene Ontology annotation, cellular component: RNA polymerase II transcription regulator complex. The transcript has 8 exons. Gene Ontology annotation, biological process: regulation of transcription by RNA polymerase II. NCBI's taxonomy places the organism in Eukaryota, Metazoa, Chordata, Aves, Charadriiformes, Scolopacidae.